This is a messenger RNA of Elaeis guineensis (African oil palm), 1002 nucleotides long. NCBI's taxonomy places the organism in Eukaryota, Viridiplantae, Streptophyta, Magnoliopsida, Arecales, Arecaceae. The record is from RefSeq and is a predicted model, not a curated record.
AUGGUGGAGGAGUGCAAGACUGACAAUCGGAUUCGGGAUCAGAAGAGGAGAGUGUUGUCCUUGUUGGCUCUUGUCAAAGGGGCACCAAAAAAUGCAGAGGUGAAGCAGUUUCCCGGGUUUGAUGGCCAACUUCCUUCAAAACACUAUGCUGGGUACAUAACUGUGGAUAACGAGGCUUAUGAAAGACACCUAUAUUAUUAUUUUGCUAUCUCAGAAAGAAAUCCUUCAAAAGAUCCACUUACAAUAUGGAUAAACGGUGGUCCUGGUUGUGCAGGAAUAGGUGCGCUUGUACAAUUAGUUGGUCCAUUCAAGAUAGAGUAUAAUCAGUACCAUAUCAAAGGACCAGCAAAACUCAAACAAAAUCCUUUUUCAUGGACUAAGGUAUCCAGUGUUCUUUUCAUGGAUUCUCCGGUAGGAGUUGGAUAUUCUUAUGCUGACACUAGUGAAGGCUAUGUUACAAAUGAUUCCGAUACAAUUUCAGAUUUGUAUGAAUUUGUUAUAAAGUGGUUUUCUGAAUACCCUGAGUUCCUUCCAAAUCCUUUAUAUUUGGCUGCAUGCUCCUAUAGUGGUGUAAUAGUACCGGUACUAGCACAGAAGAUGGGCUACUUGUUAGGUAAUGCAGCUAUUGACAUAGAUGUGGAAAACAAUGCUAUGGUACCUUAUGCAUAUCGGUUGGGACUCAUUUCAGAUGAAUUAUACACGGAUCUGGUUGAUUCUUGUAAUGGAAAGUAUUGGAACAAUAGCAACCCUGAUUGCCAGAAGAACUUGGAGAUAUUUCAGAUGCAUAUCGAAGGUAUGAAUAAAGAGCAUAUUCUUUUCCUACCCUGCCAUUUUCACAUGGGACUCAGCCUGGAAGACAGUCCAUAUGAAAAUAUCAGGAUGUAUGAGAAUCUGGAAGGCAAAACUGAAUAUAGCAUAUAUUGCCAUGUCUAUGAACUGAUUCCAGAAAGAUUGUUUGACGCUGAAAACUCAAGGCAAGCUUUGCAUGCAAUGCCGGUAUGA